AUGAAUGUCCUGCCUCCACCAGAUUACCCUCCCGUCAAGCCAAGCGAGUAUCCCCAAGUCCCAGCUCGAACGCUACCCGCGACACUUGAACAAUUGCAUGCCUUUUGCGCCAAUGGCGACUACCAGAAGUUCCGGGAGAUUCUUGACUUGGCAAGUUCUUCACCGGGGGACUUUGACAUAUGCGACUUCAAUGCGGUAAUGAUCGAAGCCAUCAAACGAGACGAUGCGCAGUUGAUAAAAGAGCUUCUUGAUCGCGGCUUGCCCAUAGAUCCGCUCUAUGCAUUGGAAGCUAUCAAAGUGAAGGGUAAGAAUGCUCUGGAUAUCUUCCUUCAAAACGGGUGGGACAUCAACCAGCCAUUGAGCGAGCUUAAACCUCCUGUGCUAGGGUAUGCUAUUGAAGAUGAGGAGAUGACAGCUUGGCUCCUUGCUCAUGGAGCUGACCCCAAUCGUCAAUGCGUUAUUGAUCUUACCCCAUUUUCUUUUGCUGUUGAAAACGCCCCUGUUUCUAUAAUCCGCCUCAUUCUCAGUCGUGGUGGAGAUGUUCAAAAGGGCAAACUCCUUCAUCAUGCAAUGGAACGGCAGUCGGAGACCAUCGAGGUCUUAAAACUUCUCAUCGAAAAAGGAGCACCUAUCAAUUCAACCAUGUACGAGAAUCAUUAUCCUUCUCGGGCAUUAUUCCAGUUUAUGGGUCUCGGGACACCUCUCCACAAAGCAGCUGCGCUUGGCAGAGUGGAUGUAGUUCGUUACCUGAUCGGCGAGGGAGCCAACCAGAGUAUCAAAGAUUCAAAUGGUCGUACAGCUAUGGAGUGUGCGCAAAUGUUGAACCAGUGGGAGGUCGUCGAGACAUUACAGAAUGGGAAGUAG
Molecule: messenger RNA, 864 nt
Organism: Penicilliopsis zonata CBS 506.65
Lineage: Eukaryota; Fungi; Ascomycota; Eurotiomycetes; Eurotiales; Aspergillaceae
Exons: 2
Coding region: 1-864 (287 amino acids)
Cellular component (GO): nucleus; cytoplasm
Molecular function (GO): protein binding
Source: RefSeq, a predicted model, not a curated record